Messenger RNA from Ambispora leptoticha, 1505 nucleotides. NCBI's taxonomy places the organism in Eukaryota, Fungi, Glomeromycota, Glomeromycetes, Archaeosporales, Ambisporaceae. The record is from the annotation of a GenBank genome assembly.
ACCUCAGCACCUGGUUAUUACCCUUGUGAAUGAGUUUGCCAACAUGAAACUAGAAGAUAUUGCAAAGAAAACAGUUGGAAAAAGGAUAUUUGUUGGUUGGCCUUUUCUCCAAGAAGCUUUCGUGCAGGCUAUUUCCGAUGAACUUUUCAGAUAUGAAUUGGCAAAUUUGAAUGUUCAGAGACAAGAUGUUAGAAAUACCCAAACUAUUAAGAAUCCUCAAGUCAUUAAGAAUCCCCAUAGACAGGAUGUACUUGAACAUUGGCGUCGGAAGGCUGAUAAAUUGGAACAAAAUUACAGCAAGAGAUAUGGAACUAUCACGGGAACUGUGGAGGUCAUAGCUCAUGUUUUAAUGCUAAAAGGUUUAAGGAGGCUGAGCAAUGGUGCAUUGGUAAAGGAAUAUGCAAAUGCUAAUGAAGAAAUGGAUUACGCAAUCCAAACAACUGUGAACAGCGUUGAAUGUGAAGACCCCCGAUUUGAAGAAAAACCGGCGACUCAAAUAGCAGAGGAAUUUCCGAUACAUACCCAAGUUUUCUUUCUUGGUAGUCCAUAUUAUGGUUGUCCAGGAUUAGUUGUCAAAAAUGCUAAAAGAAAUUUGGCAGUAAAAUUGAUUAUUGAUAUAAAUAAUAGUAGCAUGGAGCCUGAUUUCGGAAAAAAAAUUGCGAAUGAUUUUGAUAGUCGUGUGAAAUAUUAUCCUUCCUUUCAGGUUGCAAAAAGGUUAAGCAUGAGUGGUCUAACAUUGAGCAAAUUAACUGCUAGCUUAUAUGUUAUUUGUAAGUCAACUGAUCAACGGGUCAACCUUGGACUUAAUUUAAAAUUUGAAGCAAAAAAACAAAAAGUAUUGGGAUAUACAAGAAAGUCACGAGAUUCUGGGUGGGAAUAUAGUGAGAAGGCGAUACAGAUUUUGGCACAAUAUAAGGAAAAAUUCCCAGAAUUUAUUCAAGCUCUUGAAGAGAAGCAUAAAGAUGAAAUUUAUUCUGCUGAAGAUUUUUAUCCUAAAGAAGAAGCUGUUUCCAAAGUUCAUGCUAUAAAAGAAUGGUUGAGAACUGUUGAAGUGAGAGAUUUUGAAAAAGUGUCAUUAGAUGCCGAACAAUUGGACAAGGAGGCAAUAGCAAAAAUAGAACAAGCAGCAGUUGAAUUUACUAACAAAAAAUUUUUCAAAAGACUUGUUGUUCGAAAAGUUCCAAGAGAUGUAUUAUUGAAACCAGCACACUCUUCAACACGUUUACAAGGACAAAAAUUUAGCCUUGGUGAUCGUGUUGUAUUUGUCCAGGAUUCUGGAAAUGUUCCGAUUGCAGCCAAAGGUACAGUGGUUGGUAUUGAGAGAAACAAUAUUGAUGUGGUUUUUGACGCUUCAUUCAUGAGUGGUUCAACAUUGGGCGAUAGAUGUUCUCCAUAUCGUGGUAUGACUGUACCUGGAUCUGCACUUCUUAACUUAACAGAUAUGCAAUUCAUCGAUCACAGCCGAACAAAUCAUAGCAACGGGAUUAUUGGCUCAAGAUCAAUAA